AUGGUGAAGAGCUGGCUGAGAAAACCAAAAGGAAAAGAAUCAGGGACACUCCUGAAGCUAUUGGUCUUGAACCUCUUCCUGCGGGAGAAUGUAGCCUCUGUUCCUAUGCAUGCCAGGUUGGCUGGCCAUGGUAAGAUGUCUGUAAAGGACCUUCUUGAUCGUGCCAUAACACUGUCUCAAAAUAUCAGAGAGCUCACUGCAGAAAUGCACAGGAUAUUUCUAGAGGAUGUGCAAUAUACACCAGGCCGGUGGUUCCCUAAAAGAGACCUUACUGGCUGCCACACAUCUGCCUUUGCUAUAUUGAUACCUAAGGAAGGAGCCCCACAGAUUCGGGGUAUAUUUCUUCUGAAAGAGACGAUCGGUAUGUUGGGAUCUUGGAAAAAUCCUCUGCAUUACAUAGCAAAUGAACUAAGUCGUAUGGAAGAAGCCCCUAAUGAUAUCAUAUCAAGAGCCCAAAACAUUGAAGCAAAAAUCAAAGAACUUACAGAGGCCCUUAAGAGGAUAGUGAGCAAGAUUCAUCCUGGAUUCCAAGAAAUUUAUGUGUACCCAUACUGGAAUGGACUGGCAUCCUUGCAGUCACCUGAUGAAGACACUCGCUUUUUUGCUUUGUAUAACUUAUUCCAGUGCCUGACCAAGGAUUCACGUAAGGUUGACUCUAAUCUUAGGCUCCUGACAUGCCUACUUAUCUAUAAAACAGAUUGUUAA
This is a messenger RNA of Onychomys torridus (southern grasshopper mouse), 705 nucleotides long. Its product is annotated as prolactin-6A1-like. Gene Ontology annotation, cellular component: extracellular region. NCBI's taxonomy places the organism in Eukaryota, Metazoa, Chordata, Mammalia, Rodentia, Cricetidae. The record is from RefSeq and is a predicted model, not a curated record. The transcript has 5 exons. The coding region runs from base 1 to 705 and encodes 234 amino acids. Gene Ontology annotation, molecular function: prolactin receptor binding; hormone activity. Gene Ontology annotation, biological process: response to nutrient levels; positive regulation of lactation; mammary gland development.